AGAGCAACCUUAACAGACGGGUGAAAAGUACUUCUCUCCAUCACCAUGCAUACGUUUAGGAUAGCAGGGGUUAUUUGGGUGGUUUGUAUGCUCAUACCAUUUAACCCUGUUGAAGCGUGGUACAAACAAGCUACCAGCCCAAGCUAUUACUCUGUCGGUAGGGCUUCGGGAUUGUUGUCCGGGAUCAGGAGGUCGCCUUACGUCCGACGCGCAGAGUCAGCAUCUGAAAGCGAGGGGCUGCCAGAGUCUUCAGAUAAAAACUCCAUUCUGGAAACAAACUUCCGACCGUCAGUCUUCCUCAAAACGUUGGCAAUCUGUGUUAAAGACGCAUCACCAAACAUUCAAAGCUGCGAACCAGUCCAAGAUGGGACAGCGGUGUUCAAGUGCAAAGGCGAGUUACUCAUCUCCUUGGAUCCACGAGAGUGUGACGGACUUUGAGUAUCUGCAUUCACACAGGCCAACACUAUGAACACUAAACUGGAAAUGAAGGACGGCACUUUUUUUGAUGUUCUAUUAUCAUGUCUUGUCAGGGCUACUUUUUAACAUGGACAAUAGGGUACAUUGAAAUAAUGUAAAUUGAUUACAAAUGUUAUGAACAGAACUUUUUUUUUUUUGUCUGGGAGGAUCUUAUGCUAUGUUG
This is a messenger RNA of Alosa sapidissima (American shad), 640 nucleotides long. RefSeq names its product neuropeptide B-like. The transcript has 2 exons. NCBI's taxonomy places the organism in Eukaryota, Metazoa, Chordata, Actinopteri, Clupeiformes, Clupeidae. Gene Ontology annotation, biological process: G protein-coupled receptor signaling pathway; feeding behavior. The record is from RefSeq and is a predicted model, not a curated record. Gene Ontology annotation, molecular function: G protein-coupled receptor binding. The coding region runs from base 46 to 438 and encodes 130 amino acids.